This is a messenger RNA of Cladocopium goreaui, 2890 nucleotides long. The record is from the annotation of a GenBank genome assembly. Lineage: Eukaryota; Dinophyceae; Suessiales; Symbiodiniaceae.
AUGGCAGCUGGUUCUAAUGUGGAAGAGUUCAAACUGCAUUGCUAUGCAGUUUUGGAGUCGAAUAGACGCAAGCUGGAGUACUCCUACUAUGGGGGCAAAGCCCAGACAUUGGCAGCAGCCAAGUGCUAUCUUACGGAGGGUAAGAAGCUGAUGUCUCGGUAUGAUGCAAUUGGUAGGAAUCCUGCAGAGAGGAAAGAUUUCAUCAAGAAUAGCUUUGGAACGGAUGCUUUGUGUCCUGGCAAGGCGUUGGCUGUUCAGCGCUCAAAGUUGAUUCACAAGCUUGCCUACCGAGAGGUUCCAGUGAUUGAAGCUGGCAUGAUGCUAGCUGCUCUGAAGGAAACUCCCGAAUUGAUCAAUAAAGACAAGCUAGCUUUGAGCUAUGAUGAGUCGUCAGGGCACUUUAGAGCCGAGUUGGGUGGGCCCGAAGAAUCCAUGACCAAGUUGUUUCCAGAGAUCAAAGAUGCUGCAAACUGGCUACGGAACAUGGGGUACAGUUCCGAGGCUGGUGUUCUUGCGACAUCGUUGCAUUCAGCUGAAAAAGCAGGCAAGUCAUGCGUAGUGACCGAAAAAGCACUGGCAAAGAUCUCCGAAAAGAGUAAGAAGACCUUGGAGGAGACAGUGGACAACAUGAAAAAACAAGAAGCUUCUGAAAAGAAGGACAUGAAAAAGGAUGAGAAAUAUCGUGUUGUCGACUUCGAUUCCAUUGGGAAAAACUGUACCUCUGACAUGAAUGACAUUGUAUCAGCACUACUUCGGAAGACUUUGAAGCAAAAGCUAGCUGGUAAAAUGCAGAUCUCACCGUCCACCGAGCAGAGCUUCGAAGAACAUGUUGUGCCAGCUGACGGGCUGUGUUUCUGGCACUGUGUCUUGGCCAGCCUGGACUUUUCAACAUGGAUUGGUGUACCACGUAAAGACAGCGGUUAUGCAACUAACACAAGACUAGUCAAGAGUGAAGAGGACAGAGCACGAGCAUUGAUGACAAAAGUCAUGCGCACUGCCGCUGACCUUGGUGUGGAAGCCAGCAAGAUUGAAGAAGUCAUGGCCACAGGCCAAGGAGGUUCGGAGUACCAAAUCCAUGUCUAUUUCCGAUACCAAGCCAACCCUGAAACUGGCCAAGAGUAUGGACACUUCAACUUUCUCAUGUCAAAAGAAGAUGGAAUCCACAAGGAAUCAAAGGUAGAAGUGACAGACAAGAACGUCAUUGUGCUCUCCGGCCCAGUGCAAGACAAAACAUUGUCACUACCAAAUUCCAGCGCACCAUCAGAAACAUUGCAGCUCUCAUCAGGAACAGAUUCAACACACCUGCCAGCAGAUGAAGCACCGGAGCAAACAGAAACAACAGAUCCGACACAAGCACAGCCCGAGCCGACAUCAAUUGCAGAGCAACCACCACCUGCGCCCCAAGGACAACCCAAAGAAGCAGUGAAGCAAGCAACAAGUCCAGAAGCAGGAGCACAAGAGCAAACAGCAGAUCCAUCACAGCAAGCAGCACAUCCAGAGGUAGAAGCACAAGAGCAAGCAGCAGUUCCAUCACAGCAAGCAACAAGUCCAGAGGCAGAAGUACAAGAGCAAGCAAUUCCAUCACAGCAAGCAGCACUUCCAGAGGCAGAAGCACAAGAGGAAGCAGCAGUUCCAUCACAGCAAGCAGCACUUCCAGAGGCAGAAGCACAAGAGCAAGCAGCAGUUCCAUCACAGCAAGCAGCACGUCCAGAGGCAGAAGCACAAGAGGAAGCAGCAGAUCCAUCACAGCAAGCAGCACGUCCAGAGGUAGAAGCACAAGAGCAAGCAGCAGUUCCAUCACAGCAAGCAGCACGUCCAGAGGCAGAAGCACCGGAGCAAACAGCAGAUCCAUCACAGCAAGCAGCACGUCCAGAGGUAGAAGCACAAGAGCAAGCAGCAGUUCCAUCACAGCAAGCAGCACGUCCAGAGGCAGAAGCACCGGAGCAAACAGCAGAUCCAUCACAGCAAGCAGCACGUCCAGAGGUAGAAGCACAAGAGCAAGCAGCAGUUCCAUCACAGCAAGCAGCACGUCCAGAGGCAGAAGCACAAGAGCAAGCAGCAGUUCCAUCACAGCAAGCAACAAGUCCAGAGGCAGAAGUACAAGAGCAAACAGCAGUUCCAGCACAACAGGAAGCAUUACAUCCACUACCCCCACCAUCAGAAGCACCAUCAGAGCAAGCACAAACCGACUUCGAAGACAUGUUGGACGCCUCAAUUGAAGAUGGUGGGGGGCCUCCACGAAGAACACUAAGUCUAUCUGAUGACGACUUCGAGCAAUCAGUAAAGCUAGAGCCAGACUGGCAGCCAGACUUAGCCACAGAAUCUUCCGAGUACAGCAAGGUUAAGUUGACCGGAUCCUUGCUCAUGCUUCUCAAGGAAUUAGAUGAGCAAGAUCCAAACGUAGCAGGUGAAGAGGUCCAAAAAGAGGCAUCUGCCAAGGCAAUGGAUGCUUUGAAGGAAACGCUGGCAGAGUUGAAGAUUGUGAAAAUCGAAGACACAUCAACGGCAUUGAAGUCUCUAGGUUGGUUCAAAAUUCCGGUGGACCGAACAAUUUCCAUUUGGCGACGUGAGCAAGAUGAAUGGGAAAGCAAACGACAAAAACGCUUGGAGACCACGGGAAAACCGGAAUUAUCCAAGAAAGCUGAAGAAAAGUACAAGGCUAGGACCAAGAAGAGAGAGGCCGAAGGUGAUGCAAACCUACAGCAAGCUUUGCAGAAAUGGAUGGCUGAGACUGGUGACGAUGCAGGAGUGGAAGCAAGAGAGGGUACAUCGUCCUCGAAGAACAAUGCAGAGCCAGGAGUGGAAGCAAGGGAGGGUGCAUCGUCCUCGAAGAACAAUGCAGAGCCAGGACAGAACUCGAAAGACUAUGACAAGAAGGAUGCAGCUCCAG